This is a messenger RNA of Eremothecium cymbalariae DBVPG#7215, 2100 nucleotides long. RefSeq names its product exocyst subunit EXO84 (gene EXO84). The record is from RefSeq and is a predicted model, not a curated record. NCBI's taxonomy places the organism in Eukaryota, Fungi, Ascomycota, Saccharomycetes, Saccharomycetales, Saccharomycetaceae. The transcript has a single exon. The coding region runs from base 1 to 2100 and encodes 699 amino acids. Gene Ontology annotation, biological process: Golgi to plasma membrane transport; exocytosis; intracellular protein localization. Gene Ontology annotation, cellular component: exocyst.
AUGGUAGACUUUUCUUUAAGGAAGGCUAGAAACAAUUGGAAUAAAUUAUCAUCUCCUGGAAGGACAAAACAACAAGAUCCCCCUAAGCAACUAAAAUCCAAUGCCUAUGAAGAUUUUGCUGCUGUUCCCAGAGAUUCGUUAAAACUUCCAGAAAUUGGGGUCAAAGAUCGUAGGAAAGUUGGUACUUCUAUGCAAAGAAGGCUGUCUGUGCAUAAUGCGAAAUAUGUUCCUCCUACAAUUGAUUUCUCUAACGCCCCAGCGUUACCAACAGGUGAGUUCCCUUUGAGAGAUAAUUCUUUGCUUCCACCUGAGCUUAUAAAACCAAACCAGAAGAGGAUGCCAUUAGAUAUAUACGAAGGUCGGUCAUUACGUGAUAUUUUAAGUGAUCCAAAGUUUCUGGCUAAAAGAUUUGUUCAUGAGAAGUUAGGCGAUGCUACUGCGUUAGAGGUUGACCAAUUUUCUUCUAAUUUAAAUGAUUUAUCUUUAGAAAUUGAGGAAGAAAUUAAAACCAAUAUUAACAAGUCAUAUAAUGAAAUUAUGAUUGUAAAUAUGGAACUAGGUGUUGCUUGUACUGAGUUAGAUGAAUUGAGAUCCAAAGUUAAACAAUUACAGGUGGUGAUGGAUCAGUUUACUUCUAUGGCAGAAAAGAGGUUGCAGUUAGAGAAAGAACAGUUUCGGAAUAGUGCAAGCUCGAUACUUACUACCAAGUCGUCAUCUACUACAUCAUCACUUCUUCCUCCUGUAAAGUCAACGAAUAAUAAUAAGGACAGGACAAGUGUUUAUAUGUUAGAAAAAAUGUGGACCACAGAAUUGAGCAGUCUCUUCAAGUCAGUUGAGGGCGCCCAAAAGUAUAUUUCUCGAGAUUCAGGAAGGCAUAUCUUAAUGGAAUCCAGUCAUUGGGUAGAGAUUAAUAUUGCUACCUUAAAACCUAUGCAUAAUGUUCACAUUUUUAUUUUAAAUGAUAUGAUACUUGUUGCGGCUAAUCGGCAAGAAAAGAAUAAUGAGUUGGUUGCAGAUCAAUGCUGUUUUUUGAGGGACCUAUCUGUGAAUGAAGAACAAAAUUACACGUUAUCAUUUCAAUUUGGAAAUAAAAACCAUUUUCUGUACAGGUCUAGAACAGCUGCUGAAUAUGAAAAACUCCUCAGUGAACUAAAGGCCGCUAAAGAUGAAUUGAGGGAUAUUUAUGAGGCAGAGGAAGACAAUGCACGAAAGUUAAGGAACUCGUUCACUUAUUUACAAUCAACUCAACAAUCCCCCGUUAGAGAUGUAAGCAGUCCAGCGAAGGGACACAGUCGGCAAAGAUCCCUUGGUACUGUACAUACAACACCAGAUCGUAGCCAAAUGCAUCAAGAAAGCUUAUUACAAAAUAUUAGCCUGUCGAUGCAUGCUCGAUCCAGGUCUGGAGAUGUAAACCAAGCUACGAUUAAAUUAAAAUUGGCAGACGAAGAGUUAGAAGAACUAAACGUUCCUGUUACUAGAAUGAAUUUUGAAUAUGCUAUAAGAAAACUCCGCUCAAUUGAGAGUAUACUGAAUGGAAUAGUAGCUGGAACUGAAGAAGAGGUUAUGCUAUUAGAUUUGUUGAAAAUGAAGUGUAAUCAAAACAGGAAUACGAUCACACAGAAAUUAACCCAUGUUAUUAAUACAGAGCACUUAGAUGCUGAAAAGCUCGAAAAAAGUGCAAAAUCUUUAAUUUCUUUGGGUAUGCCAGUGGACGCAUUGCAAUUAUUUUUAAAUAACAGAUCCAAUUUAAUUCAGGACUUAGUUUUACAGGUUGGAGUACAUGAUAAUUCUAAUUCGUAUAUUACUCAAGUUGCAGUGAUUAGGUUCCAGACUAUAAAAAAAGUUGCAAUCCAGUUUCAAAGACUCUUUGAGGGUGAAACCGCUAAAUAUUCAUCAGUUCUGGUGAGCUGGUGUAAUGAUGAGGUUGACAAGCAUUUUAAUUUGAUGAAAAAACAGCUAAUAAACGAUGAUCAGUUAACACCUCAAGCAAUCAAAAUCUCCAGGAAACAAAUCGAUGAGUUGAAAACUGUCGGGAUGGAUUUUGUGUAUAAACUGGAUGAUUUUUUAAAGGUACAUAGUAACAAAAUUCACUACAAAUGA